This is a messenger RNA of Dreissena polymorpha, 1521 nucleotides long. RefSeq lists its product as uncharacterized. The record is from RefSeq and is a predicted model, not a curated record. NCBI's taxonomy places the organism in Eukaryota, Metazoa, Mollusca, Bivalvia, Myida, Dreissenidae. The transcript is spliced from 2 exons. Bases 534 to 1463 code for a protein of 309 amino acids.
GUUGUUUACGUUUUGUGGAAAAAUAAUGAUCAGUUUGUGAACAACAAACUAUGGUGACGUAUGUAACGACAACAGUUGAUUGGCUAAAAUCUGUUAUAAACAGGGCGAACCAUCUAUUACGAUUUUGACAUUUUUUUACAAAACCAGACGCAUGCCUUAUAGUUACUUUGGUAAACAUCCAAUUUACAUGCUUUGUGAAGACGUGACAGCAAUAAAACAAGGGUUUUUAUAAGGAUGACCAGAUGUCGAGGCAGGCAGGGAAAGAUAUAUGGGCAGUUUUUGAGAUGUUGUUUGCUUUACAAAAUGGACAAUGACAAAUGAGUCUUUCUUGUCAUGUGUCCACAUGGUUUCGCCUGACCGCUGAUUGGUGAAACGACCCCGUCACCUUUGAAUAUAAAGCACUUUCUUACAUUGCCAGUUUGACUUUCUUAGUGGUCAGGACGUUGUAUGUUAUACGGUCAAAAAUUCAUUAAGCGUUGUUAGUUUUUUUUCACAUUGAAAUAACUUCAACUAUUUAUAAUAUAGAUACAAAUAUGACAGGAAUAGUUCUGUUUGUUGUCGCAAUUCUUGGCAGAUUGGCCGAUGGACUUACCACUGCAGUACCUCCAAUAGUCGGUCAAAACAACUGGAUGAACCAACAACCGAUUGUUCCAUUCGAACCGACGCACACCACUCAGGGGACGCCGUUCGAACCACCAGUAACUGGCCCGUCGGCUCCGUUCGAACCACCGGUCACUGGUCCGCCGGCUCCAUUCGAACCACCGGUCACUGCCCAGGCAAGUUUUUCCGAACAGCAGCCAACCUAUCAGGGGACUAGGUUUGAACAGCCAUUUGUUCCCCAAAAUCCUCCGUUCAUACCACCGCCCACAUCUCAAGGGACCCCCGUCGGAGAGCCACCCGCCAGUAGGGCAACGCCGUUCGGACCUGACUGCUCGCAAUUCCAGUGUUCAGUCCCCACGUGUCUGGAUGGCUCAAUGCCGACGGUCCCAGCCGGUAAAUGUUGUCCAACUUGCACAACGCCACCCGGUGCUAGCGGAGUAGGCUCAGUUUCAUCCGGUCCUGACGCAAGCGUAAUAGACCCCGUUACAUCCGGCCCUCUGCAGUGUUCCGAGGCACGGUGCACGCCGCCAGUAUGUUCCGAGGGCGUCACGCCUGUAAUUCUGCCCGGCGAAUGCUGCUCAACGUGCCCAGAGGUUCCGCUGGCUAUCACGACUACGAUCGGACCUGAAAUCCCUAUGUCGAACGGAAACCCUGCAACCGGAAACUCGACAACCGGAAACCUUGCAACCGGAAACCCUGCAACCGGAAACCCUGCAACCGGAAACAUUCAAACCGCAAACCCUGCCAACUCAAACUGCGACCUCAGUCAGUGCCAAGUGACGAGAUGCCCCGCGGGUUCGACCCUAGUCACUCCGGCUGGUGGAUGCUGCCCGCAGUGUGUUACCGAUACCACCAUGGUAUAGCAUGCUCGUAAUAUAAUAGCGUGUAGCUUUAUAACAUUUUACAUGAAUGCAGCGAAAU